GGCUUACCUAAAUGCAGCUGCAAAAAAUGAUGAAAUAAUUGAACUAAACAAUAACCAGGUUAUAGAAAAAAUUACAAAAAAAUCCUUUAAUACAUAUACUCUUGCACGUUCUCUUAUUUAUUUCCAUAUCUUAAAAAAUCUAACAAUUUUCUUCCCUGAAAUCCGCAAAUUAUUCAACUCUAAAUUUUUACCAGAAGCAACAAAAAUCUUUAUUUCCAAAUUCAAACUACAAACAAAACUCAAUCUUGAUGAUGACUUAUUCUUUAACCCAAACUUCAAUACCAAAAAACCUAAACCUGAACAAGUUCUAACUGAAAAUUCCUUUUCUACUCAACCUACACUUCUAUCAAGUAACCCAAUCCCCAUAGAAGGCCUAGAAACUUCACAAACAACUAUAGAAG
Messenger RNA from Dentiscutata heterogama, 401 nucleotides. Lineage: Eukaryota; Fungi; Glomeromycota; Glomeromycetes; Diversisporales; Gigasporaceae. The record is from the annotation of a GenBank genome assembly.